Molecule: messenger RNA, 2652 nt
Organism: Folsomia candida
Lineage: Eukaryota; Metazoa; Arthropoda; Collembola; Entomobryomorpha; Isotomidae
Product: zinc finger protein 37
Exons: 7
Coding region: 160-2463 (767 amino acids)
Biological process (GO): regulation of transcription by RNA polymerase II
Cellular component (GO): nucleus
Molecular function (GO): DNA-binding transcription factor activity, RNA polymerase II-specific; RNA polymerase II cis-regulatory region sequence-specific DNA binding
Source: RefSeq, a predicted model, not a curated record
GUUCAACUUUGUAAUCACUAUUCUUGCUCGGCUGGAGCAACAAUUACAAAUUGUAAUUUACAUUUACAAAUAUUUAUAUUAUUGCCUAAAUCAUGACGAGAAAAUUUAUUUAAUUCGCUAAUUUCCCCCAAGUUAUCGAUAUUUGGAAAAAGACUCGACAUGGCCGACAAUCACCUCUGCCUUCUGUGUUUACAAGUAUUUAAUAAUUGCGACGACGACGACGACGACGACACGGUGGCAAAAUCAUACCAGAGAAUUCGAAUCGAGACCCUUUUCGAAUUGCUAUCUCCGUUUCAUUCCAAUCACAAAUCUGUAACGAACCAAUAUGAAUUUGCAGAGGAUAAGGUGUGCGAAUUUUGUCAGGAUUGUUACCCCUUCGUCGCCACCGUAGAGGAAAUCAGGAAGCAAAUUUCACUCCUGGAGGAAGAGCUUGGCAGAAAAGUCGGACAAAUUCGGACUACGAUAUUGCACCCUUCAUCCUUCCCACAAAACAGUGAUGAUUACGAAAUUAUGAAAAUUCGUGACAAGAUUCUUGUCCUGACUGAAAUCGAGAAUGCAGAAGAAUACAAUGUCAAUUUUCAAUUCGACGAGGUACAAGUCAAAGUGGAAGAUGAGAAGGACAAUGCUGAUCCCGUGGGACAUGUGGACGACCAAUUCUUCGAUGAGGACUGUAAUUCCUUCUUCCAGUCAAUAGCAAAUGAGGCAGAGAGUGAUUCUUUGCGUGGAGCUGAAAACGAAGACGAUGACUUCUGCAUCACUCCAUCUCCCCAAAAGAAGCCGAGAGGCAGGCCAAAAUCGACCGGAAACAAGGCGCCACCAAGGUAUGAACCACCAAGGACUAAAAGAAAAAGUGAAGAACUUGUAGAAUUCAACCCAAUUUCGAAUUCGAAGAGGAACAAAUUAAAUCCUGGUGGAUCUCUCAGCAGACCUGCUGCGGUUCGAGCUUCACCUCGCAUCAGAAAGCCAAUUUCUUCAGUCCAAGCCGUAAAAUCUCUUUCAAAAUCCUUGACAAGGAUUAAGCAUUCAAUCACAAAAUCGUCUCCCAUAUCCAACGCCGGAUCAGACGAUGAUGCAAAAUCCGAACUAGGUGGCACAGAGUGGACUCCCAAAAAUGACCCCGACAUCGAAUCCUCCUCUUCUGAGGAUCAAGUCGAACAUAAAAAUGACCCCAUCCGUUCCCAUGCGUGCUCCUCUUGUGUUCGCACUUUUACAUCAGAAUCCGCCCUUAAUCGCCAUAUAGGAUCCUACCACCCUGUCUCUUGUAUCGUGGCGACAUGCUCAGUCAAAUUUCGCACCAUAAAGGCGAGGGACGUCCACUUGAAACAAACUCACGAAGGCUUCGUUCCUUACCAAUGUCGAAUUUGCAAGAAGAAAUGCUGUAGCCAAUCCACCUUAGAAGUGCAUAUGGUGAUUCGCCAUGAAAAAGGAGAGAAAAAAUUCCCCUGCGUUAAAUGCGACAAGAGUUUCUGCCUCGGCGAGAACUUGACGCGACAUUUGAGACUACACAAGGUCGAGGCGAUCAGACCGUUCGUUUGCGACGUGUGUGAUUCAAGAUUUAAAGUCGAGGAGCGUUUACAGAGACAUUUGGUGACACAUGCAAAAUCCUUCAAAUGUGAUUAUUGUACCAAGCGAUUUAGCACUACAAUGGCGUUGAAAAAAUUUCUCUAUUCCAGACACGAGCGCUCUCACACUAAGGAAAAACCUGAGAAAUGUCCCAAGUGCGAUUCAACCUUUGGCGACAAUAUUACCCUACAGCGUCAUAUUGUUCGAGACCACUCAUCAGCAUCCGUACCGCAUAUUUGUCACAUUUGUGGAAAAGGGUUUUACCUUCCCAACGACCUCAAGAUGCACCUUGCCCGGCACGAUGGCAAGCUACGAGUCAAAUGCGACACGUGUGGGGAAAGUUUCGGAGAGCAGAGUACCCUACAGUCCCAUCGCAUUAAGGUUCACGGGGAUGACCCACUUGUUUGUGAUGAAUGUGGUGGAACAUUUACCUCACGUCCUGGAUUACAGCUCCAUAAGAAGAUUCACAAGGGAGACAAAAAACAUCGAUGCAACAUUUGUGACGCCACUUUUAUCCGCAAACAAGAACUUGACACUCACAUGCGAUCUCACACCGGAGAGCGACCCUUUGUUUGCCCCCACUGCGAAAAAGCCUUCAAGACUAGAAGGAAUUUGAGCACCCACGUGAAGGGUAUUCACACUCCGGGCUACGUCGCCCCAACCCCCCACAAAUGUUUCCACUGCAAUAAAGGGUUUCAGACUCCUUUCUUUCUCAGAUGUCACAUUCGCCAAGCACACACGGGAGAGCGGCCCUUCCCUUGUGACCAGUGCGAGAAACGGUUCGCCAUCAAGUCAGCGCUAAAUCUGCAUUUAAAGGGAGCCCAUGGCGUCCUUUUGGAGGCUAAAGUUAGACUGGCAAGAUCAAAAAAAGAUGCGUUUCCGGAAGAAGAUGAUGCUUGAAUUGUAGGUAAUAAGUAUUAUUGUUAACACUUCUUAUUAGAGGAUUGAUAACAUUUAUUUAGCAUGUUAACGUGAGUUGAAAGUUACAGUUGUAAGUAUACCAGCCAACGCUUUAAAGUAUUUAUGGAAAAAUUAGUACUUGAUAAGGCUGAGAAUAAAUACGAAAUAUUUUUGUUAACCUUUGGAAAA